UCUCCACAACCAUCCUCUCUCUCCGGCUCCUGACCUUUGGUUACACAGAAAGGAUGAGCCCAAGGAGGGAGAUUAGUCCUGUUCUAGACAGGCAAUUACAAUUCGCUCUCUUCGUCUCAGAACUCCAUGCAGAUGAUGACAUUGCCUAAGAUUGGCAGACUCACUGCUUAGCAAUUCAAGCCACACUUUCUGAUAGUAACACAGGCUACGGUUUGGGAGCAUAAGAAUUCAGCUCCUGGGGUUGGGGAUUUAGCUCAGUGGUAGAGCGCUUGCCUAGCAAACGAAAGGCCCUGGGUUCGGUCCCCAGCUCCAGAAAAAAAGAAAAGAAAAAAAAAGAAAAAAGAAAAAAAAAAGAAAGAGGAAAAAAAAUAAUUCAGCUCCUACAGAUUCAAUUCAAAAGCAUGUGCUGGGAAUAUCUGCGAUCUAGGCGCCACCCAUGGAACAAAGUGUUUGAAUAGACAAAGGUCCCUGCCCUUACGAAUCCCCCCAAUUUUCUCUUAAGCACAAACCAAUGAUCUUCAAGCAAAACAAUUGAUAAAUAGUUUGCCUUUUACAGAACACAGCUGUAAAAUGAAAACCCCAGACACUCGCUCACUACGUAGUGAGGUGUGAAUGGAGUAGGCUCUGUGUCUGCCCCACACUCUCCCAGACGAAAUGGUAAUACUUAAAUUAAACCGUGAUGUCAGAGGGAGAGAGAGAGAGAGAGAGAGAGAGAUCGCUAGUGUUAGGCCUGAGAUUUGCAGGGACCAGUGAGCCAUUAGAAGACCCCAUAGUCUUAUAAUAAAGUUAUAACCUUACAAAGAACUUUAUUACAUCGUGUAUAAUCCCAUUAGAAUGCCCCCUCCCCUGGCUGAGUGAGUCAGGGAGCAAGAAGUUCUUGGUUACCAAGGAAACAAAGACACAGAGCCAUGGAAUGAUUUAGCUGAAGUCACAACACAGAGUGGAAGCAAGACCUCCAGUCCCUUUCUUCUGAGAGUUUAUUUUUAGCUGUUUAAAAUCACUCACAGUGUCCAAUAUUGUGAAGCGUUAUUGCAAUGCGAUGUUUUCAGCCCCUUUCCUCUCAAAGCUCUGUCCUGGAAUCAUGUUCUCUGGUCACUGCAGGGAGCCCCCUCCUUGGAGACAUGAAGACACCAAGAGAAUCUACCACUUCGUGGAAGGACAGAUAGUUCUCUACACGUGUAUUCAAGGAUACAAGGCUCUACAGAGAGGUCCUGCUAUCAGCAUCUGCAAGACAGUGUGUGGGGAGAUAAGGUGGACGCAUCCCCAGCUCACGUGUGUAGAUGAAAAAGAACACCAUCAAUUUCUGGCUAGUGAAGAAUCUCAAGGAAGCAGAAAUUCUUUCCCAGAGAGUGAGGCUUCCUGUCCCACCCCCAACACAGACUUCUCACAACUCACAGAAGCAACUACAACUAUGGAGACAUUCGUGUUCACAAAGGAGUAUCAGGUAGCAGUGGCCAGCUGCAUCUUCCUGCUCCUCAGCAUCCUCCUCCUGAGUGGGUUCACCUGGCAACAUAGAUGGAGGAAGAGCAGAAGAACCAUCUAGCAAGCUAGAACAGUUGGAGCCCAAGGGAAGAUGAUGGGACUCAUGAAGCUCAAGAAACACCUGAGGGGUCAAACGUGCACUCGACGGGUGCCUGUCUCCUUUUGAUCCCUCGGGUCCUGGAAAGUUAUGAAGUCCCGAGACACAAUGGCACAUCGGGAAAUAGCAACUUCAUCACUAAACCGAACUUUCCAUUGAAGAAUAGGAUCUGACCAUUUCAGUGCAGCAGUUCUAAAGCUUUAACGGGAGGGAGGGCCCAACGGUGCCCUGUGUGUUUUGUUUUGUGUACAUGUGUUGAUGGGAGCUGCGAUGGUGUGGUCACUUUUCGUGGAACACACAAUAUAGAAAAGUUGCUUUAUGUUGACUUCUUUUGGAGAGCCCAGCACUAAUGUAAAUACUCCCUCCUCGUCUUCCUCCUCUUCCUCUUUCUCUUCCUCCUUCCUCCUCCCCUGGGUCCACCCACCUCCACCCAUCCACUUUUCUUCUUCCUUUCUGCUCUCACAAGGUCAUCCUAGGCACAUGUAUGGCUGGCUCCUUUCUCAACCUCUGUUUGCCUAACUGGUUCUUGUGAUUUCAUCACUUACUGAUCAGUUUUUUAAAACUCUGGGCUGACAAUGAGGACUCCAUGUUUUUAGAAGGAAACCCCCUUUCCACUGAAGCUUCGAUUUUGACGUUCUGAAGAACAGACAAGGUGGCAGAACCACUUAGGGAUCACAUCAAGACAAAGUGGGGAAGCUGUGGGGUCUGUGGGGCUUCAAUAUUCAGAAGCCUCUGUCUAGGGUCAGUGCCUGGAGCGGAAGGCUAAACGAAGUCCCAGGACAUGAACUCUGUGAAUCAGGUGCUUUACUGGUAGGCCACGCUAAGAGCUGGUUUCUUUGGGACUGCUGUCCACUGUACUCUCAGGUUGGCCUACACUAAUCUGAUGCUUGCAGGUGAACACACGAGGUGCGGGUAUGGACUUGAAAACACUGAAAAGAAACUAAUGCUUUCAAGUUUACGGAAGGGAGGAAGAAAGAAGCAAACAGAGAAGGUGAUUAUACAGAAGAUUAACUAUAGACUGGAUAUCCCGGGCAUCCUCAGAUAAUGUCCCCUCCAACCGAGUCCCCCAAUCCAGAUCACCAGGAAGCCUUGUGAAAACAGACUGCAGAGCCAGCCCGUCUCUCAGUCAGUAAUAUACAAUUUGGAUUUCUCACAAGUCCUGAGUGGUGUUUCUAUGCUAAUCUCUUGACCACACUUUGUGGGGCACUGGGCUAUCCCUGUGUGCUCUCCUUUCCCACUAGUACCAAAAGCAACUGGUUUUGAUGCCCAGGCUCCCGAGAGCGUUCUUGUCCAAUCUCUUGCGUAAGAUUUCCUUUCAGAUGAGUCAAGUCAGAUGUUCAUGCUUAACAGUAUUUUAGGGGAUUCACAAGAAGCCUAAACCCUCAGUUUUCGUUUCUGAAAAGGCCGGAAAGUGUUAUGAAAAAAAUUUCAAAGGUCAGACAGCCAUUUUGAAUCUUUUAGGUGACCAAGUACGAACCAGACUUCCCCUGUCUAUGUUCUCCCUUUCCGUGUGGGGGCGUGACAGGAAGGAAAGUUAAGCAGAAUCUCAAAAAAAGAAAAAAUAUGUUAAAAUCUUACUAAGGAGCUGUGGGUAGUGGUACACACCUGUAAGCCCAGCAGCACUCAGGAGACUGAGGCAGAAGGAUCGCAGUGAGUCUGAGGUCAGUUUUACUUACCUAGCAAAACCCUGCCUUGCCCCUCACCCUUUCCAUAAAAGCAGUCUUACUUGUAUAAAAUUAAUUUUUACUGUAUAUCUAUCUGGGCACCGUGUGUGUGACUGUUGCUCAGGGAGGCCAGAAGAAUAUGUUGGAUUUCCCUGGACGGGUGGUUAUGAGCUACAUAUAGGUGCUGGGACUUAAACCCCUGUCCUCCAAAAAGGAGCUAGUUAGUGCUCUUAACCCCUGAGCCAUCUCUACAGACCCAUUAAAUUGAAUUUUAUUGCCAUUACUCAUUAUGGGAGAUAGGAUUAUGAUAACAUUUUUUUAAUAUAAUACUAAGAUGUUUAAACUAUUUUACUCUCCUUCACAAGUGUAGAGUGGGAUUUUCUAGAAGCUACAUGCAUGAUAUCAUCAGUCUGGUGUUAACAUAUAAUGGAUUUUAUCUUGCUGUUUAUAAAAGAAUUAAUAAAUAAUAUUUAAGCUUU
Messenger RNA from Rattus norvegicus (Norway rat), 3722 nucleotides. NCBI's taxonomy places the organism in Eukaryota, Metazoa, Chordata, Mammalia, Rodentia, Muridae. The record is from RefSeq and is a predicted model, not a curated record.